UUGACUAGUAGGGAUAUGAGUGGUAGCGAUAUAUGGCUAGGGAGGGCGAAAGAUUUACUUACCCUUGUAUGCAUUUUCAGAAAGUACAUUGUCAUUGGCACUUAUGACAGAACAAGCAGCUGUUGGAGGGUUUCCCACACUUUGGACAACUUUGUUUUAGGUCCGGAUGGCAAUAUUAUCGGCUUUCCAGUCUGGAUCGACAGCAAGCAAGUGUCUUUUCUGGUACGACGUCCCCCAACACAGCAUCAUGAUCUAUACGAGUAUGAUACCAACAUCAAUGUGUACAAAAAUGUUGCAGUUCUGGACACAGUUGAUUAUCCCAUGUAUUGCUUCCACCCAACAUUAGCUUGUGUCCAUAAGACAUCCUCCAAUUAUGUAACGACUGCUCAGCAGGCGUAUAUUGCUGAAAAGUUGGAUAACAUCAGAAGAUUUAUCAUCGAAGAUACAUCAGAAGAAGAAGCAGCAGCAGCAGGAGAAGGAGGAGGUUAAGAAGAAGAAACAUUGUAAUAGACUUGGCUUUCUGCCCUUCACUAUCUUCAAUCAUGAUUACUUUAUUUUCAAACAUGACAUAAUUUGUUCUUUCUGGGAAAUUGAGGGCAUAGUUGAAUAUUGUAAUAGACAUAAUAG
Molecule: messenger RNA, 627 nt
Organism: Solanum tuberosum (potato)
Lineage: Eukaryota; Viridiplantae; Streptophyta; Magnoliopsida; Solanales; Solanaceae
Exons: 2
Coding region: 16-489 (157 amino acids)
Source: RefSeq, a predicted model, not a curated record